Molecule: messenger RNA, 840 nt
Organism: Closterium sp. NIES-65
Lineage: Eukaryota; Viridiplantae; Streptophyta; Zygnematophyceae; Desmidiales; Closteriaceae
Source: the annotation of a GenBank genome assembly
AUGGCUUAUCCUCUGCGCCAGCCCCGCCGCAACCAUCUCCAUCUCUGCCCAACAACCUCGGCAAGAGGGGGCACAGAAACGCUGCUACAGGCCAAGCGCACGUGCCAUGGCGUCUCUGGUGUCCUUCCCGCCCGCCCUGCAGUAGACCCACAGCAGCUCCUCCCUCUCCCCGUGGCUUAUCCUCUGCAUGACGCACACACAGGUGAUGGGUGGGAGGGAAAGGAAGGGUCAGAGUGGGGAGAGCGGGAAGUUAGUGGCGUCAGCCUCGCUGCCGCCAUCUCCAUCUCCGCCUGCCGGGACGAGUGGGUAGAGGCGUCAGAGAUGGGGAAUUGGAGGGACGAGUGGGUAGAGGCGUCAGAGAGGGGGGAUUGGAGGGACGAGUGGGUAGAGGCGUCAGAGAGGGGGGAUUGGAGGGACGAGUGGGUAGAGGCGUCAGAGAGGGGGGAUUGGAGGGACGAGUGGGUAGAGGCGUCAGAGAGGGGGGAUUGGAGGGACGAGUGGGUAGAGGCGUCAGAGAGGGGGGAAUGGAGGGACGAGUGGGUAGAGGCGUCAGAGAGGGGGGAUUGGAGGGACGAGUGGGUAGAGGCGUCAGAGAGGGGGGAUUGGAGGGACGAGUGGGUAGAGGCGUCAGAGAGGGGGGAUUGGAGGGACGAGUGGGUAGAGGCGUCAGAGAUGGGGGAUUGGAGGGACGAGUGGGUAGAGGCGUCAGAGAUGGGGGAUUGGAGGGACGAGUGGGUAGAGGCGUCAGAGAUGGGGGAUUGGAGGGACGAGUGGGUAGAGGCGUCAGAGAUGGGGGAUUGGAGGGACGAGUGGGUAGAGGCGUCAGAGAGGGGGGAUUAG